ACCACACAACACAUUAAAUAGUUUGUGGUCUGAAGUGCCACUUCCUAAUUCACCCAUUGUGUGAGUCUCAUUUUGUCUCUGUUCUCACACUCGCUGUAAUGGAGUUGUUCAUCUUCAUCGUUUUUCAGCUCCUGAUGGAGGUUCAGUCUUACAAAUUGCCUAGAGUAAAAGUAUCUCCAGAUGUCAUAAGAGAGUCCAGUGCUGUGAAGAUCAGCUGUGAGACACCAGCAGAUGUUAUAGUGUAUCAGUGUCAUUUCUACAUAAACAGAGAGGAGAAGAAAAUGAAAACCAGUGAAUCAUGUGAGCUCGAGCUCACUGGUGCUGAAGUGCUCAGAUGGGCAGCUGUAAAAUCACCUGGAUCACUCGACAUUAACUGUUACUACACAACAAAUGAGCGAGGUUCAAUCAUAACAUCAUCUGAUUCUGAUCCUGCCACAGUGACUGUUCUAGCUUUAGUGUCAACCACCACUGAACAAACUAUUACAACAAUCAUGAAAACCACUUCAACUGUAAUGUCCACUGCUAAAACAACAACAUACAGUAAAACAGUUUCAACAUCAACCACCACUGAACAAACUACUACAACAGCCAUGAAAACUGAUGCGCCCAAUCAAGGAACUGGUAUAAGUUGUUCUGCAUCUUCAAAGACAUAUUCUCUGAUCACUUCUGUACCAGCCACAUCUCAACCCAUAUCAGGAGGCCUCGAACACCCAGAGUCACAUCAGGACAGCACAGCAGAUCCCACACUACACAUUACGUCUGUAAAUGUAAUUUACCAGCCUUCAGAUGUUUUGAUGAAUAAACAACAGAAACAGGGAAACACAGAGGAGAAUGAGAAUGCAUAAAACCCUGAAAACCAGUUCACUCAAACACAGGAGAUUAAGCCUACAGUUUGGUGAAGGUGCACUGAUGAAUCUCAAGUCUUGUUUUAUUAUGUACAUUCAUUAAAGUAUCUUUACUUGCAG
Messenger RNA from Labeo rohita (rohu), 965 nucleotides. RefSeq lists its product as uncharacterized. The coding region runs from base 99 to 845 and encodes 248 amino acids. The record is from RefSeq and is a predicted model, not a curated record. The transcript is spliced from 10 exons. Lineage: Eukaryota; Metazoa; Chordata; Actinopteri; Cypriniformes; Cyprinidae.